CUAUAUGCCCAUAUAAAAGAACAGUGUUCAACAGGAACAGGUCAAAUAAAAUUUCGACCUUGUGAGGUUGUUACGUUUUUCUUAUCACAAGGAGGACAUUAAUUCGGACUACCAAGAAUUCUAAAGAAUUUGGGGAACAUUAAAGACCUGUAAUGUGAGAUGGAUAUUAAAUUGUUUACAUAUUUCCUUGUUUUGCCAGUAAUAAACUUUUAUGGAUUCGGAGAGUCGGCGCCAGCAACAAGCAAUGUGAAUUCCACCAGAUCAAGAUCGUAUCUCAAGUGCAUGUUCUGCAACGAUGUGGAUACGGCCGAUUCCUGCAUAGACGAGAUAAGCUGUGCUCCCGGCCAGUACUGCUUUCUAGACAAAUACUCAGAGAUAACAGUCCUCGAUGGCAAGGAGCUCAACAUCUACAAGUACAAUGCCGGCUGUCGGAGUACUGCGAUCUGUCACAUUGCGCAGUGUAAGGAAAAAGAGAGUGGGUUUAGCUACAAUGGGAGUAACCACACAGCAAGAGUGCGAUCAAAGCGACAGAUGAUACGGCCCGUUCACUGCUCAGAAUGCUGCACCAAGGACCGCUGUAACUUGGAUCUGUGCGACUUUAAAUCAUCUGGGUCUGAUGCCACGAGAUGUUACUCUUGCCAGGACUCUCUGGACCCGACCAAGUGCACCGAGACCACAUUCUGUCAGGACGACGAAAUGUGCCUGCUGACUCAGGAAAUUAGGAUCAACCCCGACCAGUCUGCAACUAUUGUCUACCAACAGGGCUGUAAACGAAUAGAGUUGUGUAAAGCUGUUCAUGCAAACAAUAUUCUGGAAACCAAUGAAACCACCACAAAGAAUGCGCCCUCUACCACCACCACCACCACUGCGGUGCCCUCCACAACGAGGCCGACUCUGGUCGAGUUUACCCCUCCCGUCAGGAAGCGACUCCUUCGCUCUCGCCGAAGUAACAAUCUGAUUCAGCUGAAGGCCGAGUGCUGCCAAGGGGAUCUGUGUAACGCCUUUGAUAUACAAGACCCUGACCUGUAUAAGGACAGGGAGGCAUUUGUGGACAGAGAUCACCAUCUGAUAUCCCUCCCCGACAACUAUGAAUGUCCUACAACAACAACAAAAUCUAUAAACUUUACAAUGCCAAUGACAACAACAACAACCACGACCACAACUGAGCCAACAACACCCCAAUCCACAACAUCUACACCAACAACAGAGAUGACAACUAUGGAACCAACAACACAACCAGAGACAACAGUAACAACAGCUUCUACGGAACAGACAACAUCUACACCAACAACAACCACUAUGCCAACAACAACCACUACACCAACAACUACCACUAAGCCAACCACUACAACCACUAUUCCAACCACCAAUAUGCCAACAACCAAUAAAUCAACCACAAAUCCACCAGCAAAAACCACUUUACCAACAACCACCACCACUACGCCAACUACUACAACUACACCAACAACCACUACUACCACCCAAACAACCACGACCACUACACCUACAAUCACGACCACUACACCAACGACUACUACCACCACGCCAACAACCACUACUACUACACCAACAACAACCACUACAACCCCAACAACUACAACAACUGCUCCAAAACCACCCACCUCCUGCAAUUUGUGUAAUGGUAUGCCAAUUUACAUCUGUGAGGAGUAUUUUACACCAAUGAAAUGUGAUACCAGUGAGCAGCAGUAUUGCCUUAAUAUCCUUGUUAAUAAUAAAGAUGGAUCUAGGACAGUAGACAGAAAAUGUGCAACAGAAAAGGAGUGUAAAAGUCAGUGGUGGGAUCAGACCUCAGACAGACAGGAAUGCUCUGGAUAUGAUCCCAACAGAUAUGUGGCAGAGUAUUUCUCCUGCACCUUCUGCUGUUCAUCCAGUCUGUGUAAUGCAAAUAUUGUGCCUGAUAACCUGUAUGUGCCUCAGAGUUAAUGCACAUUCCUGUACAUGCAGCAGAGUUAUUGAUGACUCUAAUAGACUCAAUCACCUUGUUUUGGUUUUUAUAUAAAAAAGUGGUGCAGGAAAACUUGCAAUA
Magallana angulata is the source of this 2047-nucleotide messenger RNA. RefSeq lists its product as uncharacterized. Lineage: Eukaryota; Metazoa; Mollusca; Bivalvia; Ostreida; Ostreidae. The record is from RefSeq and is a predicted model, not a curated record. The coding region runs from base 160 to 1944 and encodes 594 amino acids. The transcript is spliced from 12 exons.